CCCAGAACUUCAGUACCCAGUUGGAGAACUUCCCCAUACGGUGGAGAAGACCUAGGCUCAUGCUAGCGCUCGAUUCCACGGGCGGGGAGUAUCGGCCAUCAUCUUGGGUGCGAAUUCGGAUAGAUUCAAUACUUCAAUGGGCCUUGAAUGCCCUGAGAAAUAUCAAGAUGAAUUAUCGCUUAUUCUCCCCUCUGGGUUUGCCCAAGGAGACUUCAUAUUAUUUGGCGCUCGCUUUACGCAGAGAAUAAUUACCUAAGGUAUCCUUGACGAACACGCGGGUGACACAGAUUAACAUACACAAUAUGGAUAUCGAGGAUAUUCUUUCUAAACUCACGCUCGAUGAGAAGAUCGACCUUCUUUCGGGUGUUGAUUUCUGGCAUACUAAGGCCAUCCUCCGCUUGGGAAUCCCAUCACUCCGCAUGUCAGAUGGCCCGAAUGGCGUCCGGGGAUCACGACUAUUCAACGGCGUGCCAGCGGCAUGUACCCCUUGUGGUACCGGCUUAGCUGCGACAUGGGACGAAGAGCUCAUCCAGGAAAUUGGGCAACUAAUGGGUAAAGAAGCUAUCGCAAAAGGUGCUUCGUUACUCUUAGGUCCAACUGUCAACAUUCAGAGGUCACCGCUUGGUGGGCGUGGCUUCGAAAGUUUCAGCGAAGACCCUGUUCUAGCCGGGAAGAUGGCCGCUGCUGCUGUCCGAGGUAUUCAGUCCACAGGCGUGGUUUCUGUUAUCAAGCACUUCGUCGGAAACGACCAAGAAGAGCAACGCCAAAGCGCCGACUCAAUUAUACCACCCCGGGCGUUGAGAGAAGUAUACUUGCUCCCAUAUCAAAUUGCCGAGAAAGAAGCGAAGCCAAGAGGAUACAUGACUGCCUACAACAAGGUGAACGGAACUCACGUCAGCGAGAACUCCGGAAUCCUCCAAAACGUUCUUCGGGAUGAAUGGGGCUUCGAUGGUGUUGUUAUUAGCGAUUGGUAUGGAACCUACUCAGUUGCGGAGUCAAUCAAUGCUGGUCUUGACAUCGAGAUGCCGGGACCAAGUCGUUGGCGAGCAGGCCUUGCGAAGCUUUCCGUCAAUUCGAGAAAAGUGACGCAUCACACUCUGAACCAACGUGUACGAAACAUUCUAAAGACGAUCGAUCAUGUAGCGCCACUCAAACUCUCGGAGAAUUCAACGGAGGGAACAGUCAACACGCCAGAGAUAGCCCAAAAAUUGCUACGAGUCGCAUCAUCGGGGAUUGUACUGCUAAAGAACGAGCGGAACAUACUGCCAUUAGAUAAUGGAAAGACUACUGCAAUAAUUGGACCAAACGCCAAAUUUGCAGCGUACAGUGGUGGUGGUUCCGCGACUCUAAGGCCAUACUAUGUUGUGACCCCCUUUGAAGGAGUCAAGGCUCAUAUCGAUUCUUUGGAAUACGCUCUGGGGGCGACCGCAUACAAGAAGCUGCCUAUGCUAACAUCAAUAACCAAUGCUCCCAACGGAUCACCCGGGAUGGAGAUGCGCAUUUAUGCAGAGCCGCACUCGGUGAAGGAUCGAACUCCCGUCGAAAGGUUCAACAUCGACAACUCUAGUUGCUUUCUCAGCGACUACAAGCACCCUGAUAUCUCGUCGAACCUCUUUUACGUGGAGGUUGAGGGCACCAUCACGCCAGAGACCGAUGCAGAAUACCUCUUCUCUCUGACAGUCAACGGCACCGCUCGCCUCUAUGUGGAUGGUGAAGAGGUCGUUGACAACGAGACAACCCAAAGACCCGGCGACUCGUUUUUCGGUUCUGGUACCGCUGAAGAAGUUGGGCGAAAACAUCUGGCUGGAGGUCGGAAGUACACCGUACUCGUACAAUUCGGCACGGCUCCGACAUCGAAGAUUGCUAAAGGAGGUGCGACGCAAAUGGGUGUUGGCGGUCUUCAAAUUGGAGGAUGCAUCAAGACAGAUCCUGCUAGUCUUUUAGAAGAAGCCGUCGCGGUCGCGAAACGCGUUGACCAGGUUAUUCUCAGCGUCGGCCUAAACUCCGAAUGGGAGUCCGAAGGCUGGGACAGGGCGCACAUGGAUCUUCCGCCGGGAUCCGACGCGCUUGUCGAAGCUAUCGCGGCGGUCAAUCCUAAUGUCGUUGUUGUUAGCCAGUCGGGCACUCCGGUAACGAUGCCAUGGGCGGACAAGGUGCCAGCUAUCGUGCAGGCAUGGUACGGUGGUAAUGAGACGGGGAAUGCGAUCGCGGAUGUGUUAUUCGGCUCGGCGAACCCAAGUGGAAAACUACCUCUAUCAUGGCCUAUUAGGCUGGAGGAUAACCCUGCAUUUAUUAAUACGAAACCCGAUGGUGGAAAGGUAUUGUAUGGAGAAGGGAUCUAUGUCGGGUACAAGUGGUACGAAAGAACCAAGCGAGAUACACUAUUCGCUUUCGGCCACGGUCUCUCCUACACACAAUUCAAGCUAGAAAAUCUCGUCAUUGCGGAUUCCCAAGAAAGGGACAAUCAAUCGGAUAGUUCCGAUGUGGAGAUACUGGUGGACGUGACGAACACGGGUCUUCGGGAUGGUUCCGAAGUCGUACAAGUCUACGUUGCACACCAAACGGCGACAGUGCAAAGACCUCCGAAAGAACUUAAAGCAUUCGCAAAGGUGCAUCUGCCAAAGGGUGAAAUGAAAUCUGUUAAAAUUACACUGGAUAAGAAAUAUGCCUGCAGCUUCUGGGAUGAGAGCGCCAAUGCAUGGGUUAUGGAACAAGGGACUUAUCACGUUCUAGUUGGAAAUAGUAGUCAGAAUAUCUCGCUCCAGAGACAAUUCGAGGUAGCGCAAACGAAAUGGUGGACCGGCUUGUGAGCCACCCCCUAGAUAUCGAGACGGAAAGGGUAACAGAGAACCAUUCUAAUUAAA
Hypoxylon trugodes is the source of this 2864-nucleotide messenger RNA. RefSeq names its product beta-glucosidase. NCBI's taxonomy places the organism in Eukaryota, Fungi, Ascomycota, Sordariomycetes, Xylariales, Hypoxylaceae. Bases 303 to 2810 code for a protein of 835 amino acids. Gene Ontology annotation, molecular function: beta-glucosidase activity. The transcript has 2 exons. The record is from RefSeq and is a predicted model, not a curated record. Gene Ontology annotation, biological process: glucan catabolic process.